AUGCGUUUCAGCAGAGAUGGCUUGGGGUGCAUCAAUAAAGGACUCGCAGCAGAUGAAGCGGGAGAGAAGGCACAGGCUCUGGAGCUCUACAAGCGAGGGUGGCAGCACCUUCUCAGGGCCAUCAGUGUGUCAUCACAGGGAGAGGAGUGUGUCAGCAGCUCCUGGGGAUCAGCCAGACAGAUGCAGCACAAGAUGCAGAGGACGCUGAACAACAUCACCACUCACCUGGCCAUACUGGAGACCAGCUCAGACCUUGGAUCUGCACCUACAUUGAACACUAGCAGUGUGUCUGGCUCCAAUGCUACAGACAUAUCUAAAGAAGGUCUCUACCCAAAACUUCCCACCAUAAACAAGCCGGAGAGGCCAGCUCGCCCACACCUACUUUCUGCUAAUGGCCAGGCAGGAGCUGUAGGAGCCGGCCAGCCUCCAGCUUACUCUCCUCAGGCGGUUGAUGGCCAUCUGUCUAUCUCAUAUGGGACAGAUGCAGGCAAAAUGUCAUUGGUUGGGAAGGAGUUUUACAUUCUCAGGAACCAAAGGUGA
Epinephelus moara (kelp grouper) is the source of this 540-nucleotide messenger RNA. RefSeq names its product spartin-like. The record is from RefSeq and is a predicted model, not a curated record. The transcript has 4 exons. Lineage: Eukaryota; Metazoa; Chordata; Actinopteri; Perciformes; Serranidae. Bases 1 to 540 code for a protein of 179 amino acids.